This is a messenger RNA of Panicum virgatum (switchgrass), 2077 nucleotides long. Its product is annotated as cyclin-A2-1-like. The record is from RefSeq and is a predicted model, not a curated record. Gene Ontology annotation, molecular function: cyclin-dependent protein serine/threonine kinase regulator activity. The coding region runs from base 264 to 1730 and encodes 488 amino acids. Gene Ontology annotation, cellular component: cytoplasm; nucleus; cyclin-dependent protein kinase holoenzyme complex. Lineage: Eukaryota; Viridiplantae; Streptophyta; Magnoliopsida; Poales; Poaceae. Gene Ontology annotation, biological process: mitotic cell cycle phase transition; regulation of cyclin-dependent protein serine/threonine kinase activity. The transcript has 12 exons.
CUCCUCUCUCCUCCGCUCCGCUCCUCUCUUCUCCUCCUCCUCCUCUCUCUCUCUCAUCCCAAAAGGGCAAAGAAAAGAAACACACCGCCCUCCUCCCUCCUCUACUCACACUCCCCCACCUUCUACUACCACACCCCCCACCGGAAAACCCAAACCAGGCGGAGGGAGCGGAGCCCUCGCCGCCGCCGCCGCCGGAUCUACGGCGCUGGGGCACGGGGGUCCCCGGAUCGACGCCUCCGCCGCGCCGCACGCGAGCGGUUCGGAUGGCUGCACGGAAGGAGAACUCUGUGCCUAUUGCUUGUCAAGCACCCAAUGGACGAAUCACGCGAGCUCAAGCUGCUGCUAAUCGUAGAAGCUUUCCAUCUUUUCCUUCCAUUCCACUUCAUGCGAAAGCUGAACAGAAACGAGCUGCACAAGGGAAGACAAAAAGGGGGUGUUCAUAUGAGACCACUAGUUCAAGUGCGGCAAUUUCAGCCCCCCAGCCUAAAAGGCGCACAGUACUCAGGGAUGUAACCAAUGUGAGCCGUGCUAACUCCAACAAAAACACUGCUGCAACUAAGCUUCAGACAAGGCCCUCCCAAAGGGUUGGAAGAACGACGAGCAAAAACAAGCAGUGUGCAAAAAAGGUUCCUAAGAUACCCCCACCAGCUGUUAAUAGAAGUUCAGUUGCUAAUGAUUCAAAAAUUGCUGAAGAAACACAAGAGGGCACAUUUUUGCCGCAGAGAGAGGAGCCCGCUCUUUUACUUGAGAACAUGGGGCCACUAUCAUUACAGAAUGUUGAAAGAAACAGGGACAGUGCUUGUCAUGAGGCAUUCUUUGAGGAAAGAAAUGCCAGGGAUAGGCCUGAAGCUUCGGUGUCAAAAACUGGGGACUCUCCUGCCUUAGACAUUGUAGACAUUGACAAAGACAAUGGCAAUCCUCAGAUGUGUGCUUCCUAUGUUGUAGAGAUAUACUCAAACCUAAUGGCUUCAGAGCUUAUGAGAAGACCCAGUCCAAAUUACCUGGAGGGUUUGCAACGGGACAUCACAAAGGGCAUGAGGGGAAUACUCAUUGAUUGGCUUGUGGAGGUUUCUGAAGAAUACAAGCUUGUGCCGGACACGCUGUACCUCACUGUAUAUCUCAUUGACCGCUUCCUUUCUCGGAACUACAUUGAAAGACAGAGAUUACAACUUCUGGGAAUAACAAGCAUGCUUGUUGCCUCGAAAUAUGAAGAGAUAUGUGCACCGCGGGUUGAAGAGUUCUGUUUCAUAACCGACAAUACAUAUACAAAGGCAGAGGUAUUAAAAAUGGAGGGCCAAGUGGUGAAUGACCUGGGAUUUCAUCUUUCUGUUCCAACAACAAAAACAUUUCUCAGGAGAUUCCUUAGAGCGGCACAAGCAUCUCGUAAAACUCCUUCUAUCAGUUUGGGAUUUCUGGCCAAUUAUCUUGCGGAGUUGACUUUGGUUGAUUAUGGAUUCUUGAAAUUUCUUCCUUCAGUUGUAGCAGCAUCGGCUGUUUUCCUUGCUAGAUGGACGCUUGACCAAUCUGACCUUCCAUGGAAUCGAACUCUUGAGCACUACACCUCUUACAAAAGCUCUGAUAUUCAAUUAUGUGUCUCUGCUCUAUGGGAACUGCAGCAUAACACCAGUAACUGCCCUCUUAAUGCCGUCCGUGAAAAGUAUAGACAUCAAAAGUUUGAGUGCGUAGCAAACCUGACUUCACCGGAGCUUCACCAGUCGCUCUUCAGCUGACACGCCAAUGACAUCAAUUACCUGUUGAUCAGCGACGUUAGCAGCAGUCGUAGCUGAGACUGCGUUAACAUUAUGUAGCAUUCCUUCCCCUUGUCUAAUUUGGUUCUGUUGUCUCGAGCUGUUGUUGUUUCCCGACCUUUUUCGAGUCAGUGUUGUAAAAGACAGAUGGCUCGUUGCUUUUGCUUGACAUGAGGUUUACCCGAUUGUAAACACCCUGUGUGUAGGCUUGGCUUGAGUUGAUAACCAUAAGCUGUCCAGCUUGUAUAACAAACAACAGAAUGCUGUUUGUUGUGACAUAAUUCCUUUAUUGUUAGCAUGGAAAUGGAAAUGGAAAUUAGUUUGUUGCU